AUGAAGAGAGGAGGUGUUGGUGGUGACAUUGGUGGUGGUAACAGGGGUUACUGCAGAGAAGAUGCAAUAAACAUCUCUGUCAGGAACAGUAACAAGAUUGAGCGUAUUUUUUAUCAAGGUGUCCGCUCUGAAAUUUUCUGUUACGGUAAGAAUUUAGCUUUGGUUCCAUUGCCGUCUUUCCGGCAAGGCACUAAGAAUACAACAUUACUUCAUCCUGUAUUUCAGGGACAAACCUCGCUCAAGCUAGGAGGUUCUCAUCUUAAAGAUUUCAAUAUCGAUCAGAGAGAUGGAAGUUAUAGCAUUUAUGUUUAUCUCUACCUUACCACCCAAUUAAAGCAUGCUGGUGGUGGCAAGAGCGGAAAAAGUGAUUUCAUAGUUAAAUGUGGAUUAUUCAGACUUCGUUUGUUGGGUUCUUCUUCUUCUUCUUCUUCUUUAGAUAAUCAUCAAUCCGGAAUUGGUGGCUUGUUUAAAACUAGGAGGUGCAAAUUAUAUGCCGACCGCGACGAUACUGAUUAUAAUCAUUAUUAG
Molecule: messenger RNA, 528 nt
Organism: Papaver somniferum (opium poppy)
Lineage: Eukaryota; Viridiplantae; Streptophyta; Magnoliopsida; Ranunculales; Papaveraceae
Product: putative syntaxin-24
Exons: 2
Coding region: 1-528 (175 amino acids)
Biological process (GO): defense response to other organism
Source: RefSeq, a predicted model, not a curated record